GAUCAUAUUUUGGAGCGAGCGAGAGAGAGAGCGAGUGAGAGAGGGAGAGGGAGACAGAGAGGGAGACAGAGAGAGAUAGAGAGGGAACAGUGAGCAGAGUGCAGCACAGCCUGCUGAUGGAUCGUCAAGGUGGAAAAGCCUUUGGAAUCCUAAAGGCCCAACAGGAUGACCGUCUGGAAGCUAUCAACAAGGACUACCUGGAGAACCCGGAGUACAACGCCAACCCCCAUCUGGAGGACAUGCUGAGAGCUUUCAAAGAGAAAUACAUGGAGUUUGACCUCAACAACCAGGGUGAUAUCGGUACGAUGGGGCUGAAGAAGAUGCUGGAGAACCUGGGGGCAGCCAAGACUCACCUGGAGCUGAAGAAGAUGAUAAGGGAGGUGACGGGCGACAUGAGUGAUACCAUCUCCUACCAGGACUUCGUGAAGAUGAUGUUGAAGAAACGGUCGGCCAUAGCCAAGAUAAUAAUGAUCUACGAAGACAAGGCCAAGGAACCGAGAAAGCCCAUUGGCUUCCCGACAAAGAAAAGCUUCAGCGACCUCCCGUGACCCAUCAGUGUCCCGCUACCUCGGUCCAACCCUGCCUCCGAACCUCCACGGUACCGAGCUCCGUACAUCUUACAGCCUGAAUAAUGAUUGAAUUAGUUAAUGAAUGAAUGAGUGAAUGAUUGAGUGAGUGAAUGAGUGAGUGAGUGAGUGAGUGAGUGAUGAGUGAGUGAAUGAGUGAGUGAAUGAGUGAGUGAAUGAGUGAAUGAGUGAUUGAAU
Molecule: messenger RNA, 764 nt
Organism: Leucoraja erinaceus (little skate)
Lineage: Eukaryota; Metazoa; Chordata; Chondrichthyes; Rajiformes; Rajidae
Product: allograft inflammatory factor 1-like
Exons: 6
Coding region: 117-548 (143 amino acids)
Biological process (GO): actin filament bundle assembly; ruffle assembly
Cellular component (GO): ruffle membrane; actin filament
Molecular function (GO): calcium ion binding; actin filament binding
Source: RefSeq, a predicted model, not a curated record